This is a messenger RNA of Lottia gigantea (owl limpet), 795 nucleotides long. RefSeq lists its product as hypothetical. The annotation marks the transcript as partial. The record is from RefSeq and is a predicted model, not a curated record. The transcript has 2 exons. Lineage: Eukaryota; Metazoa; Mollusca; Gastropoda; Lottiidae.
UUGCACAAGGUUGAACCCUAUAAGCAUAAAGAUUCCAGACAAGUUGAACCCUAUAAGCAUAAAGAUUCCAGACAAGUUGGACCCUGUCAUCUUAAAGAUUCCAGACAGGUUGAACCCUAUAAGCUUAAAGAUUCCAGACAAGUUGAACCCUAUAAGCUUAAAGAUUCAAGACAAGUUGGACCCUGUCAUCUUAAAGAUUCCAGACAGGUUGAACCCUAUAAGCUUAAAGAUUCCAGACAAGUUGAACCCUAUAAGCUUAAAGAUUCCAGACAAGUUGAACCCUGGCAUCUUAAAGAUUCCAGACAAGUUGGACCCUGUCAUCUUAAAGAUUCCAGACAGGAUGAACCCUAUAAGCUUAAAGAUUCCAGACAAGUUGAACCCUGUCAUCUUAAAGACUCCAGACAGGUUGAACCCUAUAAGCCCAAAAAUUCCAGACAAGUUGAACCCUAUAAACUUAAAGAUUCCAGACAAGUUGAACCCUAUAAGCUUAAAGAUUCCAGACAAGUUGAACCCUGUCAUCUUAAAGAUUCCAGACAAGUUGAACCCUGUCAUCUUAAAGACUCCAGACAGGUUGAACUCUAUAAGCUUAAAGAUUCUAGACAGGUUGAACCCUAUAAGCCCAAAGAUUCCAGACAAGUUGAACCCUAUAAACUUAAAGAUUCCAGACAAGUUGAACCCUAUAAGCUUAAAGAUUCCAGACAAGUUGAACCGUGUCAUCUUAAAGAUUCACGACACAUUGGACUCUAUAAGCUUAAAGAUCCCAGACACAUUGAACCCUUUAAGCUUAAAGAUUGA